Molecule: messenger RNA, 3199 nt
Organism: Polyodon spathula (Mississippi paddlefish)
Lineage: Eukaryota; Metazoa; Chordata; Actinopteri; Acipenseriformes; Polyodontidae
Product: SKI family transcriptional corepressor 1 homolog-B-like
Exons: 7
Coding region: 402-2585 (727 amino acids)
Biological process (GO): negative regulation of transcription by RNA polymerase II; negative regulation of BMP signaling pathway
Cellular component (GO): transcription regulator complex; nucleus
Molecular function (GO): DNA-binding transcription factor activity, RNA polymerase II-specific; SMAD binding; RNA polymerase II cis-regulatory region sequence-specific DNA binding
Source: RefSeq, a predicted model, not a curated record
AUUGGCGUUCCAGCGGCUCCCGAAGGCAAACGAAACGGUUAAUGUAAAUAUGCUGCUGCUAAGUGGGUGUGCCUUCCUAUUAUUUUAGCUGUCACUUGAUCAAUGUACAACGUCUUCAACUAAGGUUCACAACAGCCUUCCCUGGACUUACCAUGUGGUCACUCGCCUGGCGCUACCCACAAAAAGGAGGACGGUCGCGGAGGAUGGAAGCUCAGGAUCUUUACUGAGACAACAUCGACACAUCCUCUACAUUGCAAACAACAACACUGGCACACCACAGCUGCAGCCUCUCUUCCAGUGUGAUUUGCAAAAUACCAAUCCAAUACAGCGGACAUUAUUGUGUUCGGUAUUUUAACACAAAAAGGAGCUGUCCAACGUCUAUAAAAAAAAGACUUCCAACAAUGGAGGCGAUUUCCGGUCAGUUGUCAGAGGGAAGAGACUCCAGCUCUUCUCCCAGCUCAAAAGCGGAGCUCCAACCAUUCUCCGGAUCGUCGUCUCUCAAGCCCAACCAAGUCAGCGAGACCAUGCUGUACGGCGUUCCCAUCGUUUGCUUGGUGAUUGAUGGCCAGGAAAGGCUCUGCCUGGCCCAGAUUUCCAAUACCUUACUAAAGAACUACAGCUACAAUGAGAUCCACAACCGGAGGGUGGCCCUGGGUAUCACCUGUGUUCAGUGCACCCCAGUCCAGCUGGAGAUACUGAGGCGCGCAGGAGCCAUGCCCAUUUCGUCCAGGCGCUGCGGUAUGAUCACUAAACGGGAAGCCGAAAGGCUCUGCAAAUCUUUUCUCGGAGCGCACAAUCCGCCCAAACUUCCCGAAAAUUUCGCUUUCGAUGUGUCUCACGAGUGCGCUUGGGGCAGUCGAGGAAACUUUAUCCCGGCGAGGUACAACAGCUCUAGGGCCAAGUGCAUCAAGUGCAGCUAUUGUAAUAUGUAUUUUUCUCCCAAUAAGUUCAUCUUCCAUUCCCACCGCACCCCCGAGGCAAAGUACACCCAGCCGGACGCUGCAAAUUUUAACUCUUGGAGGCGCCACCUGAAACUAUCGGACAAAAACUCUUCCGAUGACCUGGCCCACGCUUGGGAGGAUGUGAAGGCCAUGUUCAACGGGGGCAGCCGCAAGAGGAUCCUGCCUUCAAGUGGGUCAGGCGGGUCCUCCUCCCUGAAACCACAGGGCUCCAACAGUAUCACCAGGGGUUCCCCAGAGGUCCCUCACAAAACCAUGCGGUGCGAGGAGGAGAGAGGCAGUCUGAGCAUAGGCAACGGAGUGCGAAACUACCCGGUCAUACCUGUCCCCAGCAAAGGCUUUGGAAUGCUGCAGAAGAUUCCGCCUCCACUGUUCCCACAUCCAUAUGGUUUCCCAGCUUUCGGAUUAUGUCAAAAGAAAGACGACAAUAUAGGGAUUGGUGAGCAAAAUAAGACCAACCUGCCCGGUGUGUUUUGGCCAGGCGCUAAAGACACUCUCUACCCAUCUUUCCCCAUGUUCUGGCCUGCAGGGGGGAACUUUCCCGUGGCCCCUUACCCGCAGACCCAACCGAAACCCACGGUUGAACUCUUGAGCGCCCGGCAAAGCGACAUUGACGCGGCUGAGCAGAGCGACAGGAGCACCAACACCCCAAAAGACAGUUUGCCGGACAGCGAGAGGUGCUCCAGCACUCAUUCCACCAGGAACGAAGAGGACAGGUCAGGGGAUGAGGCCAGGUCUACCGAGGGGGUGUCCCUCACCCCCAGAAAGAUAAGCUACAUCUCUGCUUUCAGACCUGUGAUCAAAGACGCAGAGAGCAUAGCCAAACUUUAUGGCAACCGAGAGGCGUACAACGGAGCCCGCUCCGGGUACCACUCACCAGACUUUAUAAGCGAGAGUUCGAGUUACAGGUCGGUGUCUCCGGGUGUUGACAGUGGGGACGAACCUGAUGUGGACGUGGAGUCAAAUACUAGGUUUCCUGAAGACGACGAGUCUCCCCCGCUGUCUGUCGAGGACAGGCAAAGCCCAGCACUGCCGCUUCUUUCAAAAGAAGGCGUCGAGAAGAGCCACGAACCGCUGCUCGAAAAGGCUACCCUGCAACAGGAAAGCCCAAGAGUGCCCUUCAGUGAACCCAUAUCCUCAGACGAGGAGCGGCACAGCGAGGCCAUUCCAGAGACCGACAAUAGCACAGCAACUUAUGAAGUGUAUACACAUGAAAGAGAAGAGCACUUGCAGAUUCCAAAGAAUCCGUCUACAUUUGCAACCGGACCCAACUAUAUAAAUGAACUAAGUAAGGAAGACGCUAAUUCGACAGAAGAGGAUCAGGAGAUACGAAAAUCUUAUCAGGAUCAAGGAAACGUCUCCCACGAAAGUCCCGCGGGUGUGGAUAGAGGCGAUAACGGGGGUCGAAGCGACAUGGGGAGAGGCCAAUUGAUUGAGAAAGAUAUUGAAAACAUGGCUAAAGAUACUUUGUGUAACGAGCUGGAUCAAGAGAGGAAGGCGCGGUAUGCUAUUCAACAAAAACUAAAAGAAGCACACGACGCCCUUCACCAUUUCUCCUGUAAGAUGCUGACUCCUCGCCACUGCACCGGGAACUGCUCCUUCAAACCGCCCCUUCUACCGCAGUGACGGGCGACCAGAACCCCCGAGCCCCGGACACUAGCACAAGCCAUUCUCUACGCGUGUCAACACGUGAAAGGACACCUUCACUGCAACCUCGAUUCAUGUGGAGAUUGUACAUAACGACAGACACCACGUUCUUCGUUUUUUCCCUGUAUCUGGACUGAGCAAGCCAUUUAUACACUUGUAAAUACUAUGAAUAUUAUGAUACAGUAUGAUGCAAUUUCAGGGCAACACGACACACGAGCUAAAUAAUUGAGUCGAAAGAUAUAGGCUAAAUAAAUUAUAAUUUAAAAACAAACAUGGCACAAUGAAAUUCCAGGCUCAAUGUAUGUACUGUAGAUUGUUAAUAUAAAGCUAUAAAGAGACCUCUGUAAUGAAUUUUAUAUGUUUGUGUGCCGACCACCACUUCUUUAAAUGAACAUUAAUAUAACACGUGGCUACGUGCAAUGAGUAGAAAUGUACUGUGAAUUUGUUGUAAACAGUAUUUGUUGGAUUAUUUAUUUAUUUAUUCAAUUAUUUAUUUUAAUGAUUUAUUUAUUUGCGUUCAGCGUAUCAGAAGAUAUACUGUGUAAUAUUGAUGUCAAGCACUUUAAAUAAGGCAACUCCAUUGACUUCUCUGU